This is a messenger RNA of Sander lucioperca (pikeperch), 2863 nucleotides long. RefSeq names its product nuclear receptor subfamily 1, group D, member 2b (gene nr1d2b). Bases 505 to 2316 code for a protein of 603 amino acids. The record is from RefSeq and is a predicted model, not a curated record. The transcript is spliced from 8 exons. Gene Ontology annotation, biological process: positive regulation of transcription by RNA polymerase II; cell differentiation; negative regulation of transcription by RNA polymerase II. Gene Ontology annotation, molecular function: RNA polymerase II cis-regulatory region sequence-specific DNA binding; nuclear receptor activity; zinc ion binding. NCBI's taxonomy places the organism in Eukaryota, Metazoa, Chordata, Actinopteri, Perciformes, Percidae.
GGUUGCACACUCGACUCGGAACAGUCACUGUCUGCAACCAGUCCUUCACGUCACCGAGUUGCGCCUGUAUCGCAGCUUUUCUCCUCAUACUAGCUUUGAAUGGAAUACAGCAUAUUUCAAGAUAUAGCUAAAUUAUACUGAAAACAGACGAGCUGUGUUUUUCUCUGUUGGUACUGGUAGAGUAAAAACCUUCAGGACGAAAAACGGAUAUUUUGACGUCGUUGAAACACCGGUCUCUGACAACGUAACUGCUUCGGUUUCAUGUAGGAUUUUUUUUGGAUGGUUCGCUAGUUGUUUGUCACUGACGACGUUUUUUUUUCUUUUUUCUUUAAUUUUUUUUACCGGGUUUAACGUUAGAUGUCGUUCAUUUCAAUGUUGUAGCUUAACAGCCAGUUUCUCAACCGGGGCUCAUUCAGCGACUUUUCAGUUGCUGAACACAAACAGAAACACGGCUUCGGCACUGAGGUAGCAUAGGAGGAGGAAAACCCCCAAAAGUCACAGGAUAUGGAGUCGACCAAAGCUGGCGGCGUAAUAGCCUACAUCAGCUCGUCCAGCUCCGGCUCCAGCUCCAGCCCGGAGUCAUGCCACAGCGACUCCUCCAACGGCAGCUACCAGUCGGCCUCCCCGCCGCACGGCUCUUCGCCCAGCUGCCAGCAGCUGGUCCAGUGGGCCGACCCCACACUCGCCACUGGUGGCCAAAACCUCCCAGGGACUCAGAAAAAUGGACGCUCCUCCUCUGCUGCCAAAUGUGGCAUUACAAAAAUCAAUGGCCUGGUGCUGCUGUGUAAGGUGUGCGGCGACGUGGCCUCUGGUUUCCACUACGGCGUCCACGCCUGCGAGGGCUGCAAGGGCUUCUUCCGGCGGAGCAUUCAGCAGAACAUCCAGUACAAGAAGUGCCUUAAGAACGAAAGCUGCCCCAUCAUGAGGAUCAACCGCAACCGCUGCCAGCAGUGCCGCUUCAAGAAAUGCCUGAUGGUGGGGAUGUCCCGAGACUCUGUGCGCUUUGGCCGAAUCCCCAAGCGUGAGAAGCAGCGCAUGCUGCUGGAGAUGCAGAGCGCCAUGAACAACAUGAUGAACAGCAGCCAGCUGCAGAGCCAGCUGCACGCCAACCACACGCUGCCAAUCGGCAAACCUCUGGCGCCCGUCGCCACAGAAGCUACCUCAGGGACCGCCGGCCCCGCCCCCUCCAGCUCUUCUGCGCCCUCCUCCUCAUCGCUGAGCUCUGGCCAAUCAGAUCCCAGCUGCCAGCCCGAACCUGCCGUCGCCAUGGACACCAGCCCCAGCUCGGCGUCGUUGGGCGGGUUGGACAGCGGCGAGGAGGAGGUGAUUGGCUCGGUGACCCGUGCCCACCAGGAGACCUUCAUGUACAACCAGGAGCCCAGCAGCCUGGCGGCUGUGGCCCCGCCCCUCGCCACGGGCCCACCGAACAGCGCCGCAGCCAACAACACCACUAACCUCCGGGCCGAGGAGCAGCAGGACCACUGGAACCACCACAACAACCUGGUCACCAUGGCAACACAGGACCCCCCGCCCUCCAGCCUGGGGCCUCAGGGCCAGGAGGAGAACAUCAGCAACCACUGCCCCUUCAUGCUGUCCAGGACCACCGCCGCUGCCAGCCACUGUCCCGCCUACACACACGGAGCCUUCGGCGCUGCACCCCCGGAGGGCCCCGCCGGCGGAGCCUACGGGCCUCUGUGGAGAGGAGGGAACAGAAUGCAUCUGGUUUGUCCCAUGAACACCUCUCCCCACGUGGACCCCCAGAGGUCGGGCCACGAGGUGUGGGAGGAGUUCUCCCACAGCUUCACCCCCGCUGUCAGGGAGGUGGUUGAGUUUGCCAAGAAGAUUCCCGGCUUUAGAGACCUGACCCAGCACGACCAGGUCAGCCUGCUGAAGGCUGGCACCUUUGAGGUGUUGGUGGUCCGCUUUGCUUCUCUCUUCGACGUCAAGGAGCGCACCGUCACCUUCCUGGGCGGGGAGAAAUACAGCGUGGACACGCUGAGGGCCAUGGGGGCCGGGGACCUCCUCAACUCCAUGUUUGACUUCAGCGAGAAGCUCACCAACCUGGGCCUCAGCGAGGAGGAGAUGAGCCUCUUCACCGCCGUGGUUCUGGUCUCUGCAGAUCGCUCCGGCAUCGAGAACGUGAACUCGGUGGAGGCGCUGCAGGAGACGCUGAUCCGCGCCCUGCGGAGCCUCAUCACCAAGAAGCACCCCAACGAGUCGGCCAUCUUCACCAAACUGCUGCUCAAGCUGCCCGACCUGCGCUCGCUCAACAACAUGCACUCUGAGGAGCUGCUGGCCUUCAAGGUCCAUUCCUGAAGUUUUCCCUUUACUAGCUGACGCCCCCUACCCCCCCGACACUAACUGCUAUUAAUGGCCUGGGACUGGGACUCCGCCUCUCCUCACCACCCAACCACACCUGCGCCCCCCAGGAGACUUCAGCUUCUGUUCCUUCAGUCCAUGAAUAGAAGUUAAGGCUCCAACCUGACAUUUAAAAGGGGGAACAAGACCAUACCAUGUUAUUGUACUGUAUUGUAGGCUUUUAACGCCUGCGUGAUGGCAUAUACAGACACACUGAUUGAUGUAUAUGUUUUCUUGCGUUUGUGUGUGUAGCAUACUGUAUGUUUGCAACUGUACACUUUUCUGUAUAGUGUAGACUGGUUAUUUUUUUUGCAUUCAUAGUGCAAUAUGUGACUGCUUUUUGGGAUUUUAGCUGUAUAGUUUGGAGUCAAGAAACUUAGUGUAUACUUUCAAUUUGAAUAGAUGCUGUGCUCAUGUGAUGAGGGUGAAGUUGUAGAGUUAAAAAAAAAAAAAAAAAAAAAAAACCCGGACACUGAAUGACUGACUGACGAGGUACAAUUGUCUU